CCACAGAAAGUGGAGACACUCACCUCCCACUGGACCCUCUACAUGAACUUGGGCGGCUUCCUGGUGGGACUCUUCUCGUCCACCCUGCUGGGCGCCUGGAGUGACUGUGUGGGCCGCCGCCCGCUGCUGGUGCUGGCCUCGCUCGGCCUGCUGCUCCAGACCGUGCUGUCCAUCUUUGUGGUUCAGCUGCAGCUCCACAUCGGCUACUUGGUACUGGGCCGCAUCCUUUGUGCCCUUCUCGGUGAUUUCAGUGGGCUCCUGGCCGCUGGCUUUGCCUCCGUGGCUGAUGUCAGCUCCAGCCGCACCCGUACCAUCCGAAUGGCCCUAUUGGAAGCAUGCAUUGGGGUGGCAGGGAUGCUGGCGAGUUUCAUUGGUGGCUACUUGCUCCAGGAGCAGGUUUAUGUCAACCCCUUCUGGCUCGCCUUGGCCUUGCUGACCGUCAUGACUCUCUAUGCAGCAUUCUGCUUUGGUGAGACAGUGAAGGAGCGGACACCUACCCGUCUCUUCACACUCCGUCACCACCGAUCCAUCAUCCAGCUCUAUGUGACCCAGGCCCCGGAGAAAUCCAGGAAGCACUUAGCCCUGUACUCAUUGGCCAUCUUCAUGAUGAUCACUGUGCACCUUGGGGCCCAGGACAUCCUGACCCUCUAUGAGCUGAGCGCACCCCUCUGCUGGGACUCUCGGCUGAUCAGCUACGGUUCUGCAGCUCAGCAGCUCCCAUACCUCACCAGCCUGCUGGGCCUGUGGCUUCUGCAGUACUGCCUGGCCGACAUCUGGGUGGCUGAGAUUGGCCUGAUCUUCAAUAUCCUGGGGAUGAUGUUCUUCGCAUUUGCUACCACCACACCCCUCAUGUUCACAGGAUACGGGCUCCUCUUCCUGUCAUUGGUCGUCACUCCUAUCAUCCGGGCCAAGCUCUCGAGACGGGUGAGGCAGUCGGAGCAGGGUGCUCUCUUUUCUGCUCUGGCCUGUGUGAAUGGCUUGGCCAUGCUGAUGGCCUCUGGCAUCUUCAACUCACUCUACCCAGCCACCCUGAACCUCAUGAAGGGCUUCCCCUUCCUCCUGGGAGCUGGACUGCUCUUCAUCCCGGCCAUCCUGAUGGGGAUACUGGAAAGGGAUAAUCAUUGCCCUGAAUUCCAGGAGUUUUCCCAGAGCAGCCCCUGAUCUGCCUAGACCUGAGGACAGAGGGCAAGAGGAGCAACAUGAGCACUGACCAACUGGAAGGAGCUGCAUCUGGAUCCCAGCCCUUAGCAUAGCAGCAGAUUCCCCCAAAGCGCUGUGUUCACCUUGGACAGGAUGGUCAACCUGGACCAAGGCCCCUGCCUCAUCCACAGCUGUGCCAGCCUAGGACUCCCAGAUCUCGAAUUGUCCCCCACUCAGGGCAGGGGGUGGGGUGCGCCUAUUUGGAACAGGGAUCUGUUUACCCUUUAGGCCAUGAAUCACACAGAAGAACCCUCCAGGGGAGGGGAGAGAUCCUGACGGAGGGACCAGCUGAAGCCUGAGGGCUGGCACCUCUGCUUCCAACCCAAACUGGGCAGCUCGGAGUAUUCAAUUUAUCAGUCCUUAGUGAUGAAUAUGGUACCUUUGGGGGAGGGAGGGUUGUGGGAGGGACUUGGUGUCCCCUGGAGGGAGAAUGCUGCUGUCCCUGGGUGGCAAUUAAUCUGCUGGGCUUAGCAGUGCCAAUCAUCAUAAGUCAGUAUAAUCGCCCUGAAAUGAACUUUCUGGCUCCCCCACGGCAUUAGGCUAUGGGGCCUUGUUUUCCCAGUUUGCCCACCAUAGACCAGGCAGCAGCAGCUGCUGGAAAGGACAGGAGCCCCCAGUUGCCAUGAGAUUGGCACCGGGCACAGCCGGCUCACUCCUCAUCUGACUGCCCAUUGUCUUCUGAGCUUCUGGGAGGCAAAGCGCUGGCACGCUUGCAUCAGGCCAGUGGGGAAGCUCUGGGCAGAGCCCUGGCCGCUCAUUCCUUGGGGUCAGAGAUCCACUCCCUGAAGGCGCCCGUCCCGAUCUUCCUGGCUACAGCCAGCCCAAACGGAAUCAAUUUUUGUUACCACUCAGCUCUCUAACACCCCCCAUCUCUAGGCAUUUCAGCAGGGCCAUGUGCCAACACUCUCCCUUGAGCACCUGUAGGUCAACAGGAACCUGGAGAUAGGUCCAGCCUCCCCCUAUGGUAUAGGAGGCCCAAGUCCCAGAGAAUGCGGGGCCCAUCUCUAGGGCGUGAGGGAAGCCUGAAGUUGAAAGGCAGAAUCAGAUUGGGUCUUAAGGCUGGCUUUGAUGAGGCCCAUAAGCCCCCAAGCAAAUCAGAUUAACACCUGACUCUUCAAAACAGAACUAGCCACAGGGCAUCCCCCUGCCGGUAUUUCUGCCCUCAUUCUCUCUCAUGUGAAAUCAUGCAGGUAAAAUGGGGGUGGCCCAAAGCAAACCAAGGUCAGCUGUGGCCUGUUAUCAGAGUCCGGUGUCUCUAUCCCCUGUCGUGAGAUCAGGUGAGGAGAGGCCCCUCUCCUGGCCCAGCAGCGCCGAUGUCGGCAAAAAGGCUCUGGAUUGACCUCAGGCCUGGGAUCUACUCCAGGUACCGCCUCUGACUUGGGUGUGGCCUUCUGUGAAGGGCUAGCUCAGCGACACCCACAAUUGUCUGGUCAUGGUUUGACGAGUUAGGAAACACUAGAAUAAAUAUUGUUCUUAGAUCCUUCCUACCUCACACA
Molecule: messenger RNA, 2696 nt
Organism: Odocoileus virginianus texanus
Lineage: Eukaryota; Metazoa; Chordata; Mammalia; Artiodactyla; Cervidae
Source: RefSeq, a predicted model, not a curated record